This is a messenger RNA of Schistosoma rodhaini, 2338 nucleotides long. The record is from the annotation of a GenBank genome assembly. NCBI's taxonomy places the organism in Eukaryota, Metazoa, Platyhelminthes, Trematoda, Strigeidida, Schistosomatidae.
GAAUAUUUGAAUCACGAGUUUCGUGUUGGUUAAUCAAUGUUACGCCUCUUUCUUCAAACUUCGUCAUGGGAUUUACUCCGACGGCAAUUCCAGCCAUUAUACUUAGAUUCGCUGAGACGCUACAACACCCUUGUCGUACACUCACCAUCCGUCUUCUUGUUCAUUAUGAUCUGAAAUUGGAUAUUGCCUUCAAACCUGUAACACCGCACAUUUUAAAAGGCGUCAUCUAUUAUCGUUUGAACGUUGCAGAUGAAGAGUUCGCAAAACAACGAAACGUAUAGCGAAUUCUUGGCAAAUAUUUCACUAGUGGUUGCAAAAGUGUCAGUGGCAGUUUAUCUUGUCAGACAAACACCAUCGAGUAUUUCAAGCUAUGAUUUUGUCAGAUUCCUUCAGAAUCAGUACAUGAGAAGGGAGGAGGAAAAAGAAGCACUUAUUAAUUUUUAUUUCUUAAAUGAAAAGCAGCAAAAUGAUCACAAUUCAAAUUGCGAAGUCAGCUUCAAAGUGAGAACUAGAACAACAGACCUCAGCACCUAUACAGCUUUUAAUUCAAGUCAGCUAAAGAUGACUAAAUUCAAUCUGCAGAACACAAUGGUACUUUCUACAAAUCAAACAGUUAAUCAAUUGAAAUAUUAUUUACAAGAAAUUUUAUCCUCAUCCUACAAUAUCCUUUUUCAUGCUUUUAGAAAAAAUUGUACGGAAGGAUUGGUUCCUUCAAGGAAACUGAAUACCUUCAUUAGUAUGAAACAAGAUGCAGAAUUUACAUUUUGUUUAUGGAUUAACAAAACAAUGGAGCUGUUAAACGAAAACCCGGAGAGUCUAAUUCAAUGUCUUGAUCUUUUAAGAAGAUUUUUUAUUUCCAAGGAUGUGUCUUCAGACUCAGACAGUAAUCUUUGGGAUUCAACAAUACUUGAAUUAAAUUUAAUCCUUUCCAGUUCGUUCAAAGCGCAUCUAAACACACUGUAUCGUACUAGUAUUGUCCAAUUUACCACUGAGUUUAUAGAUGAUGUAUUAAAAAUGCUCUGUGAAAAAUUUCAGACAUUAGUUUCAAAUCAUGGAAAAACACUCUUUCUUCAAGCUAGCAGGUGUGCCCAUAUAAUAUGGCUCUCCAUAAAUCUUUUAAAAUCUUUUGAUGAUGAUGAUCAAAUUUUCGACAGAAUACAAGCUUUUCGGUGGGUACAGAUUUUAGACAGAUGGCUUGAAUCACAACAACUAUCCACUAAUCAAGCAGAAAGGUUUCCAAUGGUUCAACUUACUGGAUUGAUGUUUACUAUAUUUGUUUUAAAAAAUAAAAUUAUCAGGCUUAUUGAAAAGUUUUAACAGACAAUAAUACUAGAGCACAUAAUGUUCAUUUGAUUAGUUAACUUCGUUAAAUAUUUAGUAGUGAAAUAAAAUAAAUUCACAUUUUUAUAAAGAUAAUAUUUAGAUCACUCAUGAAUGAUUUGUUUUUUCAAGUAAUAUCUGUUGCUUAUCAGUAAGUGUGAGGAAUAAAAUUUGUUGACUGAUAGAAUGAUGACAGGAAAAAGACCCUUCUCCAUGUAUUUCGUUUUUUUUUAACAAAAAGUCACGUCAUCAUUUUUUCAGAAAUGUUUUCUACAACAUAGAGAAAAAUUUUCAUCUAAUCUUCUGACUUUAAUAUAACUAACCAUCUUAAGAAUACUUAUAAUACAGUCGGUAUUUUUAGUAGUUUAUUAAAACAAGUUAAAAGUUUUGUAUGUAACUAAUAAUGGUGCAAUAAAUAACAAGAUUUUGAAAGGAUAAUGAUAUACAGUCCAAGUGGAAGAUUUUUGUGUUUUCAAAUAUGAAGAUGUCUAAAUACUGAAAGUUUAUUUGUAAAAACCCAUUUUUAGUGAUUUCUUUCUUUGAGCAAGUAGUGUGUUUGUGAGAAUUUUAUCGUUCUAACAAAAUCAAGGUCGAAAGAAUAGGAACCAGGUCAUUUGUGAGGAAAUUGGGAUAGGUAACUGCGAUGUGAAAUUUGUCCUGGUAAUAUUGUUUAGAAGGACGAUGAAAGUUUUACGACUAAACCACUCAGCUCAGAAAGCAAAACUCUAUAAAAAUAAAGUGUUCUCCAAAGGAUAGUUUACCUCAAACUAUAGAUGUUGGUAUUGCCCGUGAAUAUCAAAAUAAUCAAUAUUUUUAUCUGAAUAAAACGAAAAUUGGUGGGAUUCCAGUCUUCUUAUCAAUCAUUUCCAUGUAAUUCUAUAUCGUAAACGUUUUAUCCGCUAUUACGGUGAAGUAUGUAGCCUUAGUUACAGUCUUAUUAUAUUUGCAAACCAUCACAUGAACUUAUCAAAAGGCUGGGGUUGGGGAAUACUGUUCGGCGGCCUAUGCUCCAUUGGGA